UUCCCCAGGUUUGCCGAGCCAGACGCCGUCGGCUUUGCCACCACCCGUGCUUAUAAUCUCCUGCCUUCGCCCUCGUCAUGACCGUGCUGGCCAUCCUUGCAUCACUCCUUUCCUGCCCAUCAUGUCGACUGAGAAGGCUGGUGUCGAUACCACGUCUACGGACGUUGGCCAUGACCAUCGUCUACAACCAAUAGAGACUAACGAUGACAUCGCUCCGGAGAUUAUUGGAGGGCAAUUGGCCAACCUCCCGCCGGGCUACUAUACCAGCGCGGCGUUCAUCGGCACCGUCCUCGCCUUCAGCUUGGCCAACAUGUCGAAUUACGCAGGUUACGUCAUGACAUUCAACCUUCUCGGCAUCAUCAACCAGGAAUUGGGCCCCAGCAACACUUACGUCUGGAUCGCCACCGGAUACACAUUGGCCGCCUCCGCCGGCGCCCUGGUCUGGGGCCGUCUCAGUGAUGUGUUCGGCCGUCGAUACUUCUUCAUCGGCGGCAACAUCAUGGCACUGCUGGGCAGCAUCAUGGGCGCCGCGGCGCAGAACAUCAUCACCCUCGUCUUCGCGCAGGUCUUUAUCGGUCUCGCCUUACCGGCGCAGCUCAGCUUUUCCAUUUGUUUGGCAGAGCUGAUCCCCAACAAGUGGCGUGGGUACAACAACGCCCUCUUGUUCUUCAUGGCCGUGCCAUUUUCCACCUUUGGCCCCAUCAUCGCCCGAAACUUCAUUGCCAAUACCAGUGCCGGCUGGCGCUGGUCUUACUACAUCAACCUCAUCAUCUCUGGCCUGGCCACCAUCCUCGCCAUUGUGUUCUAUCAUCCCCCCGUCUUUGAGCAGCUGCACACGCGAGCAUCGAAACUCAAGGUGCUCAAGAACUUGGAUUACGUCGGCAUUCUCCUCUUCGUCGGAGGCCUCGUCCUCUUCCUAAUCGGCCUAAGCUGGGGAGGCGUUAUUUACCCCUGGGCGAGUGGGCACACACUUGGCACGUUGCUCGUCGGCCUGGCGAUGCUCGUUGGCUUCUUCCUAUGGGAAAUCUACGGCGCCAAAGAUCCUCUGCUGCCCCCGCACUUCCUUGCCAACCUGCCGUUCGGUGGCAUCGUCAUGGCCGCCGGUGCCGCGUCUGCCGUCUUCUACCCUCUAAACGUCUUUUGGCCGCAGCAAAUCUCCACCCUGUGGGCAACCGAGCCGCUCCGAAUCGGCUGGCUGUCGUGCAUCUUGGGCGGCGGCACGCUGACCGGACAAGUCUUCGCUGGCGUGUUGAUCAGCCACGGCAAGGCAAAGUGGCAGUUCGUCACAGCUUGCACGACCAUGACAGCGUUCAUCGGAGCCAUGGCCGCCACCAACCGCAACACCCUGCACACCGCCGAAGCGCUGUGCUUCCUCGGCAGCUUCUCCCUGGGCUACGUGGAAAACGUAGCCAACACCCUCGUCCCCUUCACGCAAAAAGAAAAGGACAUCGGCGCCUCCAUUGGCGUCCUCAUCUCCGGCCGCACCACAAUCGCCUGCAUCGCCCUCGCAAUCUACUCCACCGUGCAAGCGAACAAAAUCGCGCAAUUCACGCAGUCGAUUGUCGUCCCCGCCGCCGAGAACGCAGGCAUCAAACCCGCCGCCAUCCCCUCGCUGCUAGCGGGAUUCAGCACCGGCUCCUUCGCCAACGUGCCCGGCUUGACGCCCAAGAUUCUGGCCACCGUUACGAUCGCGUAUCAGACUGCCUUCUCCAAGGCUGUGCAGAUUGUGUAUCUUAUUAGUAUUGCGUUUGGGGUGCUUGCGAUUUUGGGGGCGCUGAUUUCGCCGAAUCCCGAUGCGAAGUUCACGACUGAUGUGUCGAGGCGGAUGCACGGGAAGGAGAAUACGAUGGUGGGGGAGAAGGAGGUGGUUUGAGAUUGGUGGGGUUGUCGCCCAUGCACCGAGCGUAUAUAUAUGUCAUGUUUAGACAAGAGAAACGAGUC
Messenger RNA from Neohortaea acidophila, 1941 nucleotides. Its product is annotated as fungal trichothecene efflux pump. Gene Ontology annotation, biological process: transmembrane transport. Gene Ontology annotation, molecular function: transmembrane transporter activity. Bases 122 to 1873 code for a protein of 583 amino acids. NCBI's taxonomy places the organism in Eukaryota, Fungi, Ascomycota, Dothideomycetes, Mycosphaerellales, Teratosphaeriaceae. The record is from RefSeq and is a predicted model, not a curated record. The transcript is spliced from 5 exons.